Messenger RNA from Suricata suricatta (meerkat), 1025 nucleotides. RefSeq names its product olfactory receptor 14I1-like. Lineage: Eukaryota; Metazoa; Chordata; Mammalia; Carnivora; Herpestidae. The record is from RefSeq and is a predicted model, not a curated record. Gene Ontology annotation, cellular component: membrane. Gene Ontology annotation, molecular function: odorant binding; olfactory receptor activity; G protein-coupled receptor activity. Bases 1 to 936 code for a protein of 311 amino acids. The transcript has a single exon. Gene Ontology annotation, biological process: G protein-coupled receptor signaling pathway.
AUGGACAAUCUUACGGAAGUGACAGAAUUCCUGCUCAUGGGGUUUUCUGAUAUUUGGGCGCUACGGAUACUUCAUGCCGGACUGUUUCUGCUGAUUUAUCUGGCAGCACUGGUGUGGAAUCUUCUCAUCGUGAUAGUCAUUACUUUUGAUCAAUAUCUUCACAUGCCCAUGUACUUCUUUCUGAAGAACCUCUCUUUUUUGGAUUUGUGCUACAUCUCAGUCACUGUGCCUAAGUCAAUCCAUAACUCCCUGACUCACAGUAACUCCAUUUCUUACCUUAGCUGUGUGGCUCAAGUCUAUUUUUUCUUUGCUUUUGCAUCUGCUGAGCUGGCCUUUCUCACUGUCAUGUCCUUUGAUCGCUAUGUUGCCAUUUGCCGUCCCCUCCAAUAUGAAGCCAUUAUGACAUCGGAAAAAUGCUGCCACAUGGCAGUCAUCGUCUGGCUGAAUUGCUUUAUUUAUGCAGCAGUUCACACUGGCAACAUAUUUGAGGAGCACAUUUCGAGAUGCAGCAUAAUCCACCAGUUCUUCUGUGACAUCCCUCACGUUUUGGCCCUUGUUUCCCAUGAGGUUUUUUUUGUUGAGUUUGUGAGCCUGGCUUUGAGCUCCUGCUUAGUGCUGGGAUGCUUUGUUUUUAUGAUUAUCUCCUAUAUCCAGAUCUUUUCAACAGUACUCAGAAUCCCUUCAGUGGAAGGUAGGGCCAAAGCCUUUUCCACCUGCUCGCCACAGCUGAUUGUUAUCAUGCUCUUCCUCACUACAGGGCUCUUUGCUGCCUUAGGACCAAGUACCAAAACUUCAUCCAUUCAAGAUUUGGUGAUUGCUGUGGCCUACACAGUUUUGCCUCCCUUCCUGAAUCCCAUCAUAUAUAGUCUGAGAAACAAGGAGAUUAAAGCAGCUAUUUGGAGACUAUUUGUGAAGAUAAGUUCUGUGCAAAAGUAGAACAUUUAGAGUUUGCCAAUGCAAGAUCUGUAACAAAAGACCAGGAGAUCAUAAAUACUUUCUUUAAAAAGAAAGAUAUUGGAAAAACU